AUGUCAAAAUGUGAGUUUGGGAUGGAAGAAAUUUUGUAUCUUGGUCAUAAGAUCAGCACCCAUGGAGUUAAGGUGGAUGAAGAAAAAAUUGAAGCCAUCAAAAAUUGGCCAAGGCCCCGAACCCUCACUCAUCUCAGAGGUUUCCUAGGUUUAUGCAGUUACUAUAGAAGAUUUGUUAAAGGAUUUUCAAAGCUAACUUCUCCCUUAACCAAUUUAACUAAGAAGGGAGCAUUCUUAUGGUCAGAUGAAGCCCAAUCUGCAUUUGAAAAACUUAAAGAGGUAAUGAGCUCUUGCCCCGUUCUAGCAAUUCCUGACUUUUCAGCACUGUUUGAGCUUUAUUGUGAUGCCUCAGGAGAAGGCAUUGGAGCUGUCUUAAUGCAAAAGAAACAUCCCAUAGCCUUUGAAAGCAGGAAACUUAGAGACACAGAAAGAACCUAUUCAGUUUAUGAUAAAGAAAUGCUAGCUAUUAUGCAUGCAUUAGAGAAGUUCUGA
This is a messenger RNA of Cryptomeria japonica (Japanese cedar), 492 nucleotides long. RefSeq lists its product as uncharacterized. The transcript has a single exon. The record is from RefSeq and is a predicted model, not a curated record. Lineage: Eukaryota; Viridiplantae; Streptophyta; Pinopsida; Cupressales; Cupressaceae. Bases 1 to 492 code for a protein of 163 amino acids.